AUGAAGUCCGCCGUUUUCUUCUACGUUCUUAGCACCGCCCUCGCGGCUCCAACCCGUACCAUCGAGGAACGUCAGCUGUCUGCCCUGGGUGGCUCUAGCACUGAUAGCGGCCUGGGUGCUCUUUCAUCCAUCUUCUCUGGUAUUGGUGGUUCAAGUGAUAGCUCCUCUACUGGGGGCUUAUCCAGCCUUGAAUCACUCAUCCCCAGCAUGGGUGGCUCUAGCGGUAGCUCGGAUUCCUCCAGCAGCGGCGGUCUGCCUGAUCUAUCCAGCCUGCUCGGUGGUGGUUCUUCUUCAUCUAGUGGCCUUGGUGCGCUGUCUUCCCUCAUCCCCAGCAUGGGAAGCGGUUCAUCCACCGGCUCUGGCAUCGGUGCCUUGUCCUCUCUCAUCCCCAGCUCUGGAAGCAGCGGUCUUAGCGGUCUCUCCAGUCUGGGAACGCGACAACUAGGCGCAUCUACCACCGAGAACGGAGUCACCAGCAACCAGGGCUGCCAGCCGUUGACCUUCAUCUUUGCCCGUGGUAGCACUGAGAUGGGUAACAUGGGCUCCGUCGUCGGACCCGAAGUCGCCUCUGCACUUAAGUCCCAACUGAACAACAAGGUCACCGUGCAGGGUGUUACCUACGAUGCCGGAAUCGCAAGCAAUGCCGAGAUGGGUGCCAACGGCGGCCCCGUCAUGGCUAAGCUGGUUAAGCAGGCUCUUAGCCAGUGCCCCCAAACCAAGGUCGUUGUUGGCGGUUACUCCCAGGGCUCCAUGGUUGUCCACAAUGCCGCCAGCAGCCUUAGCUCCGGCCAGAUCAGCGCUGCGGUUCUCUUCGGUGACCCAUUCAAGACCCAGGCUGUUGGAAAGCUUGCCAGCAGCAAGGUCAAGGAGUACUGUGCCUCUGGUGACCCCGUCUGUGAGAAUGGAUUUAAUGUCAUGGCUCAUAUUACCUACGGCAGUGAUGCGAAGGAGGCUGCUACUUUCUUGAUCCAGGCUUCUGGAGUCUCGUCUUCCUAG
Molecule: messenger RNA, 996 nt
Organism: Penicillium manginii
Lineage: Eukaryota; Fungi; Ascomycota; Eurotiomycetes; Eurotiales; Aspergillaceae
Product: carbohydrate esterase family 5 protein
Exons: 1
Coding region: 1-996 (331 amino acids)
Biological process (GO): carbohydrate catabolic process
Cellular component (GO): extracellular region
Molecular function (GO): cutinase activity
Source: RefSeq, a predicted model, not a curated record